Messenger RNA from Penicillium samsonianum, 582 nucleotides. Its product is annotated as non-canonical purine NTP pyrophosphatase. The coding region runs from base 1 to 582 and encodes 193 amino acids. Gene Ontology annotation, biological process: nucleoside triphosphate catabolic process. The transcript has 5 exons. Gene Ontology annotation, molecular function: nucleoside triphosphate diphosphatase activity. The record is from RefSeq and is a predicted model, not a curated record. Gene Ontology annotation, cellular component: cytoplasm. NCBI's taxonomy places the organism in Eukaryota, Fungi, Ascomycota, Eurotiomycetes, Eurotiales, Aspergillaceae.
AUGGUGUCCUCCAUGAUCAAUUUUAUCACUGGGAAUAAGAACAAGCUUGCUGAAGCUAGAGCAAUUUUGGAGAUCAUUGAAAUCCAGGGUUCGCUUGAAGAUAUUGCGCGAGACAAGUGUCAAAAAGCAGCUAUAGCAGUCAACGGACCUGUUCUGACAGAGGAUAGUGCCCUUGAAUUCAGGGCACUCAAGGGUUUACCUGGGCCAUAUAUAAAGUGGUUCUACUCUGCUCUAGGCAAUGAUGGCCUGUGCAAACUACUCGCAGCGUAUGACGACAAAGCAGCCACGGCCGUGUGCACAUUCGCCUUCUCUGCUGGCCCAGGAUCCGAGCCUCUCCUUUUCCAGGGACAUACUGAAGGCAAGAUUGUUCAUAAAAGGGGAGAAGGUGGGUUUGGUAUGUUUUCCAAUCGACUAUUGCAUGUUUCUCGAGAGACCAAGCGUAAUCCUUCUUCAGGUUUUGACCCCAUCUUUGAAGUUGAAGGCCAAACCUAUGCAGAAAUGAGUUUUGAAUACAAGAAUAUGGUUUCUGAGAGGUUCAAAGCUCUGGGGAAAUUGCAGAACUGGCAAAGGAAUAUAGUAUGA